UGCAAGUGCAGAGAUGGGUCAUGCACAAUCGGGAUAGAAAAAGAAAGGCUGCCCCCAAGUGGUGAAACUGAAAUCAGAACCCGGAAAUGGGUGGUGAAAUUAGGACGUUGUAGGACACGGUUUGUCCUCUUCUUACUCGUAGUUAAAGAACUUUUAACCCCUACUUUAAUUUUAAAGUGGCAUGGAGCAUGUAUCAGACAAGAUGCCUUUGACUGAGCCACAACGGAUAAGACAGGAGUGAAGAGACCUCCCCGCCCCUAACAGUCACACUUGGACAAACCCAUCAUGUUGGUGACAGCCUACCUGGCCAUGGUGGUCCUACUGGUGCUAUGUGUCGGACUGGAGCUAACGGCACGUCGCCUCACCCCACCUCAACCCACCCCCUCUGCCAUGGGCACCAACCCUGCCUUCCGUAGGUUCCAGACCGUGUUCCUAAGAGGCUACCUCUUAGCCUUGUCGGCUGACUGGCUGCAGGGGCCAUACCUCUACAAGCUCUACCGCCAUUACAGCUUCCUGGAGUCCCAGAUAGCCAUCCUGUAUGUCGUUGGCCUGGCCUCCUGUGUGCUGUUUGCCCCUGUGGCUAGCUGGCUUCCUCAGGUCCUGGGGCGGAGACGGACCUGCCUGCUCUUCUGCGUGGCCUACUCAGCCUGUUGCCUCACCAAGCUGUCCCGUGACUACUUUGUCCUGAUCCUGGGUCGCGUGCUAGGAGGCCUGUCCACCUCUUUGCUCUCCACAGCCUUCCAUGCCUGGUACGUGCACCGACAUGCUGACGUCCACGACUUCCCUAAAGAAUGGAUCCCCAGUACCUUCACCAAGGCUGCUAGCUGGAACCACGGGCUAGCGAUGGGGGCUGGGCUGGUGGCGAACAUGUUGGCUGAGUGGCUCCACCUGGGGCCUGUGGCGCCCUUCCUCCUGGCCGUGCCCUGCCUUGGGGCCUGUGGCUGGGUGGUGCUGACUGAUUGGGGCCUGGAGGAGAAGGAUGGAAGCCUGGAAGGGGACAACAAGAAGCCCUUGCUCGGUCCUUCUAGUUCAGCACCUCUGGCCCGGGCUUCUGCACGGGCCCGGUUCUGGCGCAGCUGUCAGGAAGGCCUCCGCUGUCUCUUAUCAGACAGACGGGUGAUGCUUCUAGGAGGAGUCCAGGCUCUAUUUGAGAGUGUCCUCUAUAUAUUCAUCUUCCUGUGGACCCCCGUCCUGGACCCCUAUGGCCCUCCGCUGGGCAUGGUCUUCUCCUGUCUGAUGGCAGCCAGUAUGGCGGGGUCCCUGCUCUACCGCCUGGCCACCUCCACCCGCUACCGCCUCCAGCCUGGGCACCUCCUCUGCUUCUCCAUGCUGCUUGCCUUUUUCUCCUUCUUCAUGCUCAUCUUUUCCACUGCACCGGGCCAGCCCAGACCCCGCGAGUCCCUGCUGGCCUUCCUGCUGCUGGAGCUGGCCAGUGGCCUCUACUUCCCUGCUGUCAGCUUCCUCCAUGGGAGGGUGAUCCCAGAGGAGAAGAGGGCUGGGGUGCUGGUCUGGUUCAGGCUGCCUCUGCACCUUCUGGCCUGCCUGGGGCUACUGGCGCUCCACAGGGAGGUGUCGGGGACCGGAGGGGGCGAGGGCGGUAGUGGAACCAGGCAUAUGUUUGGUGGUUGUGCUGUUUUGAUGCUAGCUGCACUCUUGGCUGUGGUCAGUCUCUUUACACUGGGAAGGAAUGAUGUGGAUCUCAGACUGGAUGGGCCCAAAGGAGAGGGAGAUAAUUGACAUUUAGAUUCAGAAAACUGAACUGUCCCAACAUUGGACAAUGCCAUGGAGGAGGAGGACUAGGAAUACACUUACUGCUUUGUUUACAGCGAUGAAGACUUGUUUGGGAACUAAACAACUUUUGUAUGACUGAAAACUGAAGCUUAAUCAACAUAGGAGUUGCAAAUAUAAGACAAUGAUUUAAAAUAAUCUGGUGUUGGUAAAAGGUAUAUAUUUUUUGUUGCAAGAUUUCCUGAUAUUUAUUGGUUUUAAUUUUGUUAAGACUAGCAAAUAUCUUGUUAGAUUGUUGAGUAUAUGAAGAAAAUGUGUUUUUAUUUGGAUUUACUAUGUGGCGGUCUGCAUCUUCUCAAGGGGUUGGGUUAAAUGCAGAAGAUACACUUUGGUUGAAUGCAUUCAGUUGUGCAACUUACUGAUUUCUUUAAACACACACACACACACACACUCUGACACACUUGCUUGUGUAUUAAUGUUGCACCAGUUGGUAGCUCCAGGAUGUUAUUUAUAUCUCAGCCUGACCACGUUAUAGGGUUUAUCAACUGCAUUGUUCAGGGUGUACCUCUCAGCCAGGGCAGAACAAGGCUUCCAUCACUAGCGUUGUUCAGGGUGUACCUCUCAGCCAGGGCAGAACAAGGCUUCCAUCACUAGCGUUGUUCAGGGUGUACCUCUCAGCCAGGGCAGAACAAGGCUUCCAUCACUAGCGUUGUUCAGGGUGUACCUCUCAGCCAGGGCAGAACAAGGCUUCCAUCACUAGCGUUGUUCAGGGUGUACCUCUCAGCCAGGGCAGAACAAGGCUUCCAUCACUAGCGUUGUUCAGGGUGUACCUCUCAGCCAGGGCAGAACAAGGCUUCCAUCACUAGCGUUGUUCAGGGUGUACCUCUCAGCCAGGGCAGAACAAGGCUUCCAUCACUAGUACAGCUGCUUGCUCCAGCAGAAAUAUCACCCACUCUAAUAUCACAUAACAAGUACUUCAGUGUAUCAAUUCAGUUUCAGCUGUAACUUUGCAAUCAAUUGACAUUACACAUUGUCAGUGUAAGGAACAUACACUGCUCAAAAAAAUAAAGGGAACACUAAAAUAACACAUCCUCGUUCUGAAUGGAUGAAAUAUUCUUAUUAAAUACUUUUUUCUUAACAUAGUUGAAUGUGCUGACCACAAAAUCACACAAAAAAUGAUCAAUGGAAAUCAAAUUUAUCAACCCAUGGAGGUCUGAAUUUGGAGUCACACUCAAAAUUAAAGGUGGAAAACCACACUACAGGCUGAUCCAACUUUGAUGUAAUGCCCUUAAAAUAAGUCAAAAUGAGGCUCAGUAGUGUGUGUAUGAUCUCCCUACAACGCCUGGGCAUGCUCCUGAUGAGGUGGCGGAUGGUCUCCUGAGGGAUCUGCUCCCAGACCCGAACUAAAGCAUCCUGGACAGUCUGUGGUGCAACGUGGCGUUGGUGGAUGGAGGGAGACAUGAUGUCCCAGAUGUACUCAAUUGGAUUCAGGUCUGGGGAACGGGCGGGCCAGUCCAUAGCAUCAAUGCCUUCCUCUUGCAGGAACUCCUGACACACUCCAGCCACAUGAGGUCUAGCAUUGUCUUGCAUUAGGAGGAACCCAGGGCCAACAGCACCAGCAUAUGGUCUCACAGGGGGUCUGAGGAUCUCAUCUCGGUACCUAAUGGCAGUCAGGCUACCUCUUGGCGAGCACAUGGAAGGCUGUGCGGCCCCCCAAAGAAAUGCCACCCCACACCAUGACUGACCCACCGCCAAACCGGUCAUGCUGGAAGAUGUUGCAGGCAGCAGAACGUUCUCCAUGGCGUCUCCAGUCUGUCACGUCUGUCACAUGUGCUCAGUGUGAACCUGCUUUCAUCUGUGAAGAGCACAUGGCGCCAGUGGCGAAUUCGCCAAUCUUGGUGUUCUCUGGCAAAUGCCAAACGUCCUGCACGGUGUUGGGCUGUAAGCACAACCCCCACUUGUGGACGUCGGGCCCUCAUACUACCUUCAUGGAGUCUGUUUCUGACCAUUUGAGCAGACACAUGCACAUUUGUGGCCUGCUGGAGGUCAUUUUGCAGGGCUCUGGCAGUGCUCCUCCUGCUCCUCCUUGCACAAAGGCGGAGGUAGCGGUCCUGCUGCUGGGUUGUUGCCCUCCUACGGUCUCCUCCACGUCUCCUGAUGUACUGGCCUGUCUCCUGGUAGCGCUUCCCUGCUCUGGACACUACGCUGACAGACACAGCAAACCUUCUUGCCACAGCUCGCAUUGAUGUUCCAUCCUGGAUGAGCUGCACUACCUGAGCCACUUGUGUGAGUUGUAGACUCCGUCUCAUGCUACCACUAGAGUGAAAGCACCGUCAGCAUUCAAAAGUGACCAAAACAUCAGCCAGGAAGCAUAGGAACUGAGAAGUGGUCUGUGGUCACCACCUGCAGAACCACUCCUUUAUUGGGGGUGUCUUGCUAAUUGCCUAUAAUUUCCACCUGUUGUCUAUUCCAUUUGCACAACAGCAUGUGAAAUUUGUCAAUUAGUGUUGCUUCCUAAGUGGACAGUUUGAUUUCGCAGAAGUGUGAUUGACUUGGAGUUACAUUGUGUUGUUUAAGUGUUCCCUUUAUUUUUUUGAGCAGUGUAUAUUAUGAAUGGUUUGUUGUGGAGCAAUAUCAGAUAAUUUCAUCAUGAUUUCCUUUUUUUUCAAUAGCUGUUAUAGAAACAGAACUUGUAUGGGGCUUGUCAGACCUGAAUACAUCUUGGAGAGGCAUUGGUACUUGCCUUAUUCUUAAAUCCUUGUCCUCCAGGACCUUCAGUAAAACAGGACAUCUUGUAAAUAUCUAAUAAAUAAGAUUUUAAUACCCUC
Oncorhynchus keta (chum salmon) is the source of this 4556-nucleotide messenger RNA. Its product is annotated as molybdate-anion transporter-like. Bases 286 to 1737 code for a protein of 483 amino acids. Gene Ontology annotation, molecular function: molybdate ion transmembrane transporter activity. The record is from RefSeq and is a predicted model, not a curated record. Gene Ontology annotation, biological process: molybdate ion transport. Gene Ontology annotation, cellular component: membrane. The transcript is spliced from 4 exons. Lineage: Eukaryota; Metazoa; Chordata; Actinopteri; Salmoniformes; Salmonidae.